Messenger RNA from Pollicipes pollicipes, 2734 nucleotides. Its product is annotated as putative phosphoenolpyruvate synthase. Gene Ontology annotation, biological process: phosphorylation. The record is from RefSeq and is a predicted model, not a curated record. NCBI's taxonomy places the organism in Eukaryota, Metazoa, Arthropoda, Thecostraca, Pollicipedomorpha, Pollicipedidae. Gene Ontology annotation, molecular function: kinase activity; ATP binding.
AGGACGGUGGCACCGAGGAGCGACCGCUGGAGGGCGGCGCCGCCGCCGCCUGCUGCCUCUCGGACGCAGACGCGCUCCGCCUGGCGCGGCUCGGGCUUCAGCUGGAGAAGGCGUUCGGAGGCGCGCGCGACGUCGAGUGGGCCGUGGCCGAGGACACCCUGUACCUGCUGCAGUCCCGACCCGUGACGUCAUUCACUGGCUGGACCGAGUUCGAGCUGACGCACGAGUGUGACUCAGCACUGCUCACCGAUGAGGAAUGUCUCACCACUGCCAACACCGGGGAGGUUCUACCGCGCGCCGUCACUCCGCUCACCAGCAGCACAAUGUGCUACGGUUUGUCGGUGGAGAUGCAGAACUUGCGCAAGUACCUGACGAGCUCCGGCCUGCCGUGUCCGCCCUACGCCCGGCAGUACUGCGUCCUGUCACAUCACCGCUUCGGGAUGGACGUGACGAAGACGUUCCUGUCGACGCUGCAGUCCUGGGAGGAGCAUGACGCGGAGCGCACCAUUCAGCUGACCAUUCUCGGCCACCUGGAGGACUGGACCCGGCCGCGGAGAACGGCCGUCCACCGCUACGGCGUGCUUAGCUGGCACGCCAGGAUGCACCAGAUGAUCUCCAUGGCGGGGUUGACCUGGCACAUCGCCGAGGACGUGCGCCGCGGCCAGCGCGACUUCGGCCGUCUGCGCCUGCGCACUGAUGGUCUGACCACGGCGCAGCAGGCGCUGCGCCACGUCUGCCACGAGCUGCGCCACAUGCAGCGCGUGAUACAAUGCCACCUGCUCAGUUCGACGUGGAGCCAGGCACCGCAGAUGGCGCUGCUGCUGCUGCUGGCCGAGGACGGCGCGCGUCCUUUCGACCAGGAGGUCUUCUCAGUGUUUGCCAUGCUGCUCUCCUCCUGCAGUGGGGCUGUGUCUGCUGACGUUCCCAGCGCUCUGGAGCGCCUGGCCCGCCUGAUCGCGUCCUCGAAGGACGCCGCAGCGUUCCUCUCGGCCUCGCAGGAGGACGGCCUGCACUGGCUGCGGCACCGUCACACCACCGUGGCCGCCUUCUUCGAGGACUUUCUCGCCACACACGGACACAGGGCCCUCAACGAGCUGGAGCUACACACCACACCGUGGGCGCUGGACCCAGGCGCGCUGGUCGCCACACUGCAGACCAUGGUGCGGAAUCCGGACUCCCUGCGGAACACCAAGCAGGAGACGGACGUGCCACAGGCGCUGUCCCAGCUGACGGUUCCCCUCUCCGGCAUGACCAGGCGGCUGGUGUCCUUCGUGCUGCCUUACGCUCGUCGCGGCGUGGUCCAGCGCGAGCAGACCAAGUCGCUGCUGGUCCGGAUGCUCCACCAGUUCAGGCUGGCCUUCAGACGCCUGGCGGAGCUGAUGGUGCGGGAGAGCCGCCUGCCCGACUCCGACCUUGUCUUCUUCCUCACCCUCUACGAGAUUCAGCGCCUGCUCGACACACGCUCACCGGCCAUCGUUACCAAGGCGCUGCGCCGUCGCCGUCUGUUCCCGAAGCUGGACCGCAUGCGCUUCCCCGAGAUGAUCUACGGCGUGCCGCGCCCCCUGGCGGCACAGAGCUCGAGCCAGGGCACCGCCGGCCACCUGGCGGUGACCGGCACGCCCGUCUGCCAGGGCCGCGUGCAGGGCACGGCCCGCGUGGUGCGCGAUCUCGCCCAGGCCAUCGAGAUUCAGAACGACGACAUUCUGAUCACGCACGCCACGGACAUCGGCUGGAGCCCGUACUUCCCGGUGCUGAGCGGCGUGGUAACCGAGCUGGGCGGUCUGAUCUCACACGGCGCGGUGGUGGCGCGCGAGUACGGUCUGCCCUGCGUGGUGGGAGCCACCGGAGCCACCGACCUGAUUCAGUCCGGCGACAUCGUCAUCCUGGAUGGGACACUGGGCACGAUCACGCGCCUCCAGCCGUCCAGUGACGCACCAGAGUCCGUCGCAGAGGUCCCAGAUUCCGCCACAGAGUCCAGUGACCCAUCAGAGUCCGCCGCAUGGGCUCUGUAGGGUGGCGUCCCGGGCCGUGAUCGGCUCAGUAGGAUGGCCCCCCCCCCGGCCGUGAUCGGCUCAGUAGGAUGGCGUCCCCGGCCGUGAUCGGCUCAGUAGGAUGGCGUCCCCGGCCGUGAUCGGCUCAGUAGGAUGGCGUCCCCGGCCGUGAUCGGCUCAGUAGGAUGGCGUCCCCGGCCGUGAUCGGCUCAGUAGGAUGGCGCCCCCGGCCGUGAUCGGCUCAGUAGGAUGCCCCCCCCCCCGGCCGUGAUCGGCUCAGUAGGAUGGCCCCCCCCCCCCCGGCCGUGAUCGGCUCAGUAGGAUGGCGUCUCCGGCCGUGACCUGGCGGGCGCACCGUCGGAUGGUGCUGCGCUGUCGGCCGGCGCAUGGGGCGGGGAUCAGGGGCGACCCUGGCUCCCGUGCACAGACGUUGGUUUGAUCCCACGUCAAGAUCACAAUGAGGCUCUAGCGCUACUGAUUUCACUGUUGAUUUCGCUCCAGAUCAUGCAACAAAUGAGGGCAUGGAUCGGGCUAUCCGCAUCGGCACAGGAAAACCUGAUGAUUAUUGCGAUGCCUUCAAUGCAACAUACUUAUGAUCAUCAUACACGGUGCUGAACAGUGACUGGAAUGCUGGUGAUGUCUGCGAUGAAAACAUAGAACACAACAUACAAGUUUAACCACUCUUCAGCAUCGGUUCACAGCGCAACGAGAUAUUGUUCAGAACAAUACAUUUAUUCCGCGUG